AUGCAGUCUCUUCCCCAGCCUUCCUCUCUCUUCAAGGAGAAAAAGUCCAAAAUCCUCCAACAACUCGCCGUUCCAGACACAGAAUAUUCCGACCUCUCACCCAAAGGCUCCGUGGAUGAAGGCAUCCGUUAUCUCAUCGAUGAGAUCAACACCGCCGAGGGAUUCGUGACGACAAGCAGCUGCGCCGGGCGUGCGAGCGUCUUCCUUGAAGGCAGGAAAACAAGGGCAGCAGAGGGAGAGAAUGGGGAGCAUGAGCAGGUUGCGAGAGUAGGUGGCAAAGGGGCGGGAGGGACGUGGCUGUAUGUCUCUCAUGAUGCUUGGAGUGGUGAGGACGCGGCACAUUUGGACUGGAUGAAGAGUCUAGGAUUUUCGGAUGUGGACGAAAUUGAGCUUCUAGAUGAGAGCCUUGGGGAGAGGAGGCUCAUACACUUCAAGUUUGAGCCCAUGAUCCUUCAUGUCCUAACUGCAUCACCUGGUCACGCCCAACUUCUUCUGCGCUGCGCCUUACAAGCUGGCUUCCGCGAGUCCGGCGCCAUCAACAUAACUUCUCCCUCCAGCGAGCAAACCACACCCAUGGUAGCCAUCCGCUCAAUGGGUCUAAGCCUCGAGUCCCUCGUCGGCUACCAGGACCUGGACGGACAGCGCCGACAAAUAGUCCCUGCAGGAUACUUCAAGAUGCUUCUCCAGAUAUCGAAUGAGCGCUUCGUCGAAAACACAAAACGCAUUGAGAGGUUCCGGUCUGCAUUCAAGGAUGCCGUGCUGGAGCCACAAGCGUCGAGUGUCCCCAAGAAGCUGAACCCCGAGGGCAAGGAAUGGGAAGAUGCGGCUGCUAGACGAGAGAGACUGCGGGCAGAAGGCCUGAGGAGAAAGGCUGCGCUUCAGGCUGAGAAGCCCAGCCCAGCGGUCCAGGAUAUAGACGUUGAACUGCAGAUAGAUUCUCCCUUUUAG
Trichoderma reesei QM6a is the source of this 948-nucleotide messenger RNA. RefSeq lists its product as uncharacterized. Gene Ontology annotation, cellular component: cytoplasm. Bases 1 to 948 code for a protein of 315 amino acids. NCBI's taxonomy places the organism in Eukaryota, Fungi, Ascomycota, Sordariomycetes, Hypocreales, Hypocreaceae. The record is from RefSeq and is a predicted model, not a curated record. Gene Ontology annotation, molecular function: tRNA methyltransferase activity. Gene Ontology annotation, biological process: tRNA methylation. The transcript is spliced from 2 exons.